AAAGAGUUUACGCCUUGGCUCGUUAGUGGAGUUUUUGCCUUUUUGGGCAGUUUACGAGCGGCUCAGCAUAAAUUGCUGGUUCCACAUAAUCCACAUCCAGCGCCACCUCCGCCUCCGUUGCCCAUUUCCCAUUCGCACGAGCGUAAUGAGGCAAUGAGACGCGGGGCAGCCGGAAAAGCAACAGCGGGAAACUCAGCCGAGGAGCCAUGACAUCUGGAGUCAGCCGGAGUCUGGAGCUUUGGCCUCUGCCCGAGUAAAGAGCCCCACCCCCCGCUCAACCCGCAAACCCCCAGCGAUGCUGCGCGAUAUCUUUCUGUAUUUAGUUCUAAUCGUUUUAUUUUGCUUCAUUUUCAUGGCGCAGUUAAUCGUCAACGUUUACGCCUUCCAACGCCAGCCGUCGCCCCACAAAGCGGAGCGCAAUGAAAUUAUAUUUGUCUAGAAAGGAGACAAGCUCCACCAGCAAAGACACCGGGAAUAAUGCUUGUCGAACAAUGAAAACUCAUUCUAGUGAAGCAACUAACGAAUAUAUAACAUUAUCGAAUAUAUCUAAGCAAAAUAUAUCGCAUAAAGCAUACUUGUGUAGAGACUGUGUCAGCCAUUAGCUCCAUAUUCG
Drosophila teissieri is the source of this 613-nucleotide messenger RNA. RefSeq lists its product as uncharacterized. The transcript has 2 exons. Lineage: Eukaryota; Metazoa; Arthropoda; Insecta; Diptera; Drosophilidae. The record is from RefSeq and is a predicted model, not a curated record. Bases 296 to 439 code for a protein of 47 amino acids.